GAAGCAUCGCGAGACUUGAGCGAGAGUUGGCUCUAUAAGCCUGAGAGAAGGACCGCGGAAGACCCUUUCGUCCCUUUCCUCUAAGAUGGCGCCGAAGCCCAAGAAGGAAGCUGUUGUCCCCCCCAAGACAGAAGCCAAGUCCAAGGCCUUGAAGGCCAAGAAGGCAGUGUUGAAGGGUGUCCAUAGCCACAAAAAGAAGAAGAUCCGAACGUCUCCCACCUUCCGGCGACCCAAGACUCUAAGACUUCGGAGGCAGCCCAAAUACCCCCGGAAAAGUGCUCCUCGAAGAAACAAGCUUGAUCACUAUGCCAUCAUUAAGUUUCCCCUGACCACUGAGUCUGCCAUGAAGAAGAUUGAGGACAACAACACUCUUGUCUUCAUUGUGGAUGUCAAAGCCAAUAAGCAUCAGAUCAAGCAGGCAGUAAAGAAGCUGUAUGACAUUGAUGUAGCCAAGGUCAACACACUGAUCCGGCCUGAUGGAGAGAAAAAGGCCUAUGUCCGACUUGCUCCAGACUAUGACGCGUUGGAUGUUGCCAACAAAAUUGGAAUCAUCUAAACUUUGUCAAGCUAUCCUGCUCCACCUUCAAUAAUAAAACUUUUCCAAUAUU
This is a messenger RNA of Gracilinanus agilis (Agile Gracile Mouse Opossum), 608 nucleotides long. RefSeq names its product ribosomal protein L23a (gene RPL23A). The coding region runs from base 86 to 556 and encodes 156 amino acids. The transcript is spliced from 5 exons. Gene Ontology annotation, molecular function: rRNA binding; structural constituent of ribosome. The record is from RefSeq and is a predicted model, not a curated record. NCBI's taxonomy places the organism in Eukaryota, Metazoa, Chordata, Mammalia, Didelphimorphia, Didelphidae. Gene Ontology annotation, cellular component: ribosome; cytosolic large ribosomal subunit. Gene Ontology annotation, biological process: ribosomal large subunit assembly; translation.